AUGAUCCUACUGGUGAAAAAAGAAAGGUUCCCCACAAGGUUUUGUGGCACUUUCCACUUAAGAUUGCAGCGUCUGUUCAUGUCAUCUAAAACAACAUCUUUCAUGAAAUGGCAUGUCGAGGGUCGUACUAAGGAUGGUCGCAUGAGACAUCCUGCAGAUACUCCGAUUUGGCAAUCAUUUGAUUACCAAAAUCCCGAAUUUGCAAAAGAUUCUCGUAAUAUCAUAUUGGGUUUAGCUUUUGAUGGAUUUAAUCCAUUUAAAUCUAUGAAUGUGAACCAUAGUACAUGGCCGGUAGUACUGAUGCCUUAUAAUUUGCCACCAUGGAUGUGCAUGAAACAACCAUACUUUAUGUUGUCACUACUCAUUCCUGGCCCAUGUGCACCUGGGAAUAACAUUGAUGUUUACCUUCAAGCUCUUAUAGCUGAGUUGAAGGAAUUGUGGGAUGUAGGUAUGACUACUUAUGAUGCAUCAUCAAAGGAAAAUUUUCAAAUGCAUCCUGCUUUACUUUGGACCAUUAGUGAUUUUCCUGGUUAUGCUAAUUUAUCUAGUUGGAGUACUAAAGGUUAUUUAGCAUGUCCAGUAUGUCAUAAGCACACCGUUUCACACCAUUUAAGACAUGGUUCAAAACAAUGUUACAUGGGUCAUCGGCGAUUUCUGGAAAAGGAGCAUCCAUAUCGAAAAGAUAAACGUCACUUUGAUAGAAAGGAAGAACAUGGAGUUGCACCAGCUCGCUUGACAGGUCUUCAUCCUAUUACAGAUGAGUUUGGGAGAGCAUACUUGCCUCCAGCAUGUUUCUAUUUGGAUAAGAAGGAGAACGAGUUAUUCUGUAAAAUUCUGAAAAAGGUUAAAGUACCAGACGCUUAUUCAGCCACAAUUUCAAAGUACCUAUGCACUUUGAAAAAUUAUGUCCGAAAUAGAAGUCGGCCUGAAGGUUCAAUUGCAGAGGGGUAUCUAGUUGAUAAGUGCUUGACAUUUUGCUCUCUCUACUUAUCUAAUGAAGUGACAACUAAGUUCAAUCGAUCAAGUAGAAAUGAAGAUGGAGGUGAAAGUUCAACUGAAGGACUUGAGAUUUUUUCUAUACAAGGUCGGCCAUUAGGAAAAGGAAAUUCAGUUGCAAUGGAUGAUGAAACCAUAAAAAAGGCACAUCAAUAUGUGAUAUUCAAUUGUGAAGCCAUGGAUCCAUAUAUCAACCAACAUCGUAAAUUGGUUGAAGAGCAGCAUUUGCGUAGUUCAAAACAUGAAAAGGAACGGAUUCAUAGCGAGACAUUUGCAAAUUGGUUUGACAACCAUGUGGAUGAUUUUCUACCCGAGAAUGAAGUUAUCUCAAAAGAUUUGAGAUUAUUGGCCAAAGGUCCAAAUGUUGUGGGUUCGAAGUAUGAGAGAUACAUUGUGAAUGGUUUUAGAUUUCAUACAAAAUAUUUGGAGAGCAAAAGAAAAAAUCAGAAUAGUGGGGUGAUUGUUACUGCAAUAACAUCAAGUUUCGCAAGCACCAAGGAUAUGAAUCUGGUUUCAAGUGACUUGGCCUAUUAUGGUGUCUUAAAGGAUAUUCUGGAAUUGGACUAUGGUGGAGGUCGAAGAGUGGUUUUGUUUGACUGUGAUUGGGUCUCUAAGGGGAAACGAUUGAAACAAGAUGAUGAUGGGUUUACACUUGUGAAUUUUAUGAAUGUGAAGCGCCACCAUGAACCCUUCGUUCUUGCAUCUCAAGUGAAACAAGUAUUUUACGUGGAGGAUCCUUUGGAUAAGGGGUGGAAUGUUGUUAUUCCAACUAUACCACGAGAUGAUUUGAAGAUGGAUCCCAUAGAUGUUGAGAUGUACUUGCAAAGUCAGCCUUCAAGUAGUCAUCAAAGAGAUACAUUUGAUGAUAUUAAUUGGGUUCGAGAAGGUGUCAUAGGAGAAAUAGUUGAUACUACUAGAGUGGCAUUUAGUUCCAAGGAAUGA
This is a messenger RNA of Coffea arabica (coffee), 1938 nucleotides long. RefSeq lists its product as uncharacterized. The record is from RefSeq and is a predicted model, not a curated record. Lineage: Eukaryota; Viridiplantae; Streptophyta; Magnoliopsida; Gentianales; Rubiaceae.